CGUUUUAGUUUAGAUGUUGGAUUUGGUUUCUUGCACUACACCAUAUUUGACUAAACAAAAAUUAGUUAGGCGUUAUCUUAUACUUUUUAGAACUCUUUAUGAGAGUUGAAAAAUGUGACAUAGUUUAUAAGCUGAAGAAUUUUGUUGUUGAAUUUCAUUUCUGAACUUUUCAAGUUAAAGAUGUUCAUAGCCAAAGGUUUGGUAUCUAUUAUAGUGAUCAUAGUUUUGAUUCUGCCACAGAUUUCAGCACAAGCUUUCUCACCUACUGAUUCUGCUGAAGAUAAUGCGAAAGAACAGAUUAGGCAGAAGGAUAAUACAAUUAGAGUUGAUCCUUUAGAAAAUUUUCAAAAGUACCGAGGAGGAUUCAACAUCACCAACAAGAAUUAUUGGAGUUCUUUGAUAUUCACUGGAGUAUAUGGAUAUGCAAUUGGAAUGUUGUUCCUUCUGUGUGGAAUAUUGUAUGGAGUUUUUUUGGUAAUUGCCAAGUUUUGUUCUCGCGAAAACGAUGGAGAAGGAAAAAGAAUGAAGAAGGCGUUUCCUUGUAAUUACAAGACUUGUGAUGUUUCACUAAUUCUUUUGGCCUUGUUUCUCAUGUUAAUUGCGAUAGUUGCAACAGGGCUAGUUCUGGUUGGGAGUGCAAGAUUUCAUUCAGAAGCGAAAAUAUCGGUUGAUAUCAUAAUCAAAACUGCGAAUAAAGCAUUGGAAACAAUACAUAACACAACAGAAGCAUUAAAAGGCAUGGAAAAUAGCUUGAUGGAAGCAAAUGUUAGUAUUGAGGCUUCAUCGAAUCUUGACUCUACAGCUGAGAAACUUGAUGAUGCAUCGGGAAAUAUUGAAAUGCAAGCUAGGAAGAAUAGACGCCUUAUCAACAAAGGCUUGAAAAUAGUGUUUGUAACUACUACAGUGAUUAUGUGUUUGAACUUGCUUGCUGUAACAGUUUUGUCAGUUUGUGGAGUACUAAGGUUAAGGAGGUCAUUGUACAUGCUUGUUGCAUUUUGUUGGUUGAUGACAGUGUUAUGUUGGCUAUUCUUUGGAGUCUACUUCUUCAUAGAAAAAUUUUCUAGUGAUGCAUGCAUAGCUCUUGACAACUUUCAAGAAAAUCCUUAUAACAACAGCCUAAGCUCAAUCCUUCCAUGUCAAGAACUGCUCAAAGCAAAACCAGUUCUAUCUGAAUUUAGUUCUGGAAUCUAUCAUCUUGUCAAUGAGGUGAAUACAAACUUAUCAAUGCAGGCAACAUCAUAUCCAAAUCCUGUUCAUGUUUGCAAUCCUUUCUCAGAACCACCAAAUUAUUUUUAUCAGCCCGAGAAUUGUCCCGAAAAUACUAUACGAAUAGGAGAUAUUCCAAAGGUAUUGAAGCCUUUUACAUGUUUGGAUGCAAAUGUUGUGACAUGUGAGAAUGGAAAUUUGAUACCAAAUAGUGAAUAUGCAAGAGUUGAAACAUACACAAAUUCAAUUCAAGAUUUAUUGAAUGUGUAUCCAAGCAUGGAACAUUUGUUAGAAUGUCAAAUUGUGAAAGAUGCAUUCUCUCAAGUUCUUGUUCACCAUUGCAAGCCUAUGGAGAAAUAUGCUAAGAUGGCAUGGGUGGGAAUGGUGUUCCUUGGAGUGAUCAUGGUUUUGUUGAUUCUGCUUUGGACUAUGAAGGCUAGAUAUGAACAUUGUUACCAUGUUUCAGAUGGUUCUGUGGAGCCUCAUUUUGAAGUACCAAAUUCAUUGAAAUCAAGAGUAGAUAAAGAUAAAGAGAUUGAGAUUUGAUAGAAACUUAAUUGAUUAAGAAUUAAUCAAUUAUAUAUAGUGUUUUUUUUUUUUAUAGGAAUAAUCUCUUAGUUUAUAUGAAAUUAGAAAUUAGAUAUUGGAAGGCAAAAAUGCGCAAGCAGCUUUUCAAUAAUCAUGUAUAAGAUGUGAACAUUUUUAUAUCACAUAAAAAUUAUACAAAUACAAAUUGAAUUUAUGACAUAUACAAGUCAAAUGAUAGACCAAGCUACCAAGGGUGUAUAGAAUUUUCCUUUGGGGAUAC
Molecule: messenger RNA, 2014 nt
Organism: Vicia villosa (hairy vetch)
Lineage: Eukaryota; Viridiplantae; Streptophyta; Magnoliopsida; Fabales; Fabaceae
Exons: 11
Coding region: 181-1752 (523 amino acids)
Cellular component (GO): membrane
Source: RefSeq, a predicted model, not a curated record